CAGCCUGGUAUCUGGACCCGGGCCUCUUGCCGCGUAAUCCGAGCGGAGCCGGAGCCGGGAGGCGGCUCUGCGGAGGCCGGCUGUGCCGAGGCUGGAGCUGUGCGGAGCCUGCGCGGAGGCUGUGCGGCGGCUGUGCGCGGGCUGUGCGGGCCUGGAACUGUCCACACUGCAGAUUUAUGCUUUCUAAUUACUACGCCCUAUCGAGAAAAACGAAACCGUUUCAGGAUUACUUAGCAAAUUAGAAGAUGUGGAUUGGAAAGGAAUAGUAGAGGUGAAAUAUGGAGUUGCUGGAACCAUAGCUUCUCGUUAAGGAUUUUUGUUUCCUUCCCUGGAAAUAUCGCUCGUAUUACCCUUCCUGUAUGUGACUAAGCUGUGUGGACCAGCCGGAGUCUGCCCCUGGAGAUAGACAGAUCCUGGUUUGCAUCCUGGCUCUGCCACUUCAAAGUUGCUUAACUGCUCUAAGCAUCAGUCAACUGAACUAUGAAGUGGGAAUCAUUAUGCCUCAGCAUGGAAGGACUGACCAGAAAUACUUAAUAAAAGUAUCCAUGGAUAACACUGACGACUCAGUGGAUUCAAAGUCCAUCAAGAAUUCGGACAUAAAACCCUUCCAUGGCAGCAAAUCCAUGGACUCUGGAAUAUCUCUGGACAAUACUUACAAGAUGGAUUACCCUGAAAUGGGCUUAUGCAUCAUAAUCAAUAAUAAGAACUUCGAUAAAAGUACUGGAAUGGCAUCUCGGUCGGGUACAGAUGUUGAUGCAGCAAACCUCAGGGAAACAUUCACAAAAUUGAAAUACGAAGUCAGGAACAAAAAUGAUCUUACCCGCGAGGAAAUUGUGGAACUGAUGUGCAGCGUUUCUAAAGAAGAUCAUAGCAAAAGGAGCAGUUUUGUUUGCGUGCUUCUAAGCCAUGGUGACGAAGGAAUAAUUUUUGGAACAAAUGGACCUGUUGACCUGAGAAAAUUAACAAGUUUUUUCCGAGGGGAUUACUGUAGAAGUCUAGCUGGAAAGCCCAAACUUUUCAUUAUUCAGGCCUGCCGAGGUACAGAACUGGACUGCGGUAUUGAGACUGAUAGCAAUAUUGAUGAUGACAUGGCAUGUCAGAAAAUACCAGUGGAGGCAGACUUCUUGUAUGCGUAUUCUACAGCACCUGGUUACUACUCCUGGCGAAAUUCAAAGGAUGGAUCCUGGUUCAUCCAGUCGCUUUGUGCGAUGCUGAAGCUGUACUCGCACAAGCUGGAGCUCAUGCACAUCCUCACCCGGGUUAACCGGAAGGUAGCCACAGAAUUUGAGUCCUUCUCCUUUGACUCUACUUUUCACGCAAAGAAACAGAUUCCAUGCAUUGUGUCUAUGCUCACAAAAGAACUGUAUUUUUAUCACUAAAGAAAUGUAUGAUUUUUUCUUUUUAGUUUGUUUGCCAAGUGAGGAGAAGGGUUUAUACUGUGUCUUCCCUCAUUUAAAUCUACUCUGGUACUCCCAGGAGUACUUUCAUAGCAAUAGAGCCACUAUGACGCUACCUCAAACUCAGAAUCGGGUAGUUGAAAUUGAAUUUAAUUAGGAAUAAAUAAAUGGUAGUGGUACAAUUUUGAGAAGAACUGAUUGUAAAUUAAAAGAUCUGAUAAUUAGCAAGUUUUAGUGGUGCUAUGCUCUGAAUUUUCAAGUAAUUAUGGAGUUAAACAUUGAGUAACGAAUUUCAUUGAUACUGAUAUGCUCUCAUGUAAGCGUAUUCUCGUUUUCGUCAAACUAUAGAAAUGAUGAUAGAAUAAUGUGUGGUGAUGGAAUAAUGUAUCCUAGGAUUUAGGGGCCAUGUGCAUGGCCAAGGAAUGAGGAUCUUGAUUUUAGAAUAGGUGUCUUUGGAUGAAUUAGCUGUGUUUUUAGGCCAUUUAUCUGAGCAUAUGGUAAUGUUUAUGCUCAACAUGUAUUUUGUUGUAAAAAUCAUGUUUAAUAUUGAAAAAGAACCUAAAUAUUUUACUUGAAAGUGUGGACAAUCUAAGUUGACACUUUUAAGGCUGAAUGCAUCCUUACUAGCAGGAGAGAGAGUUAGAACUCUCGGGUGCUGUACAGCAGCUCAUCCGCCAGCAGGUUCUCCCGGUUUGUCCCUGAGCAAGCUGAAGAGCUGCUAGUAAAAACCUCCCAAGCAGACCAGCUGAUAGCAUCGUGAAUUGAAGACAUUCCAUGGGGACACACUAACAUACAGCUGAUCCGAUACACCGUGAAAUGUGAGCAGGACAUAGUAAAUCAGUGCGGGGCACUCAGUCAGUCCAGGAUGGUUUGGGCCUGAGCACAGACAGCGCAGCCGUGUAAUGAAGGCAGGACCGCAGGCUCCGGCUCCAGGAAGAGGACUGUGUGCCUGGAGACUGUCCCAGAGGAGGGCUCUCCAAGACACUGAACCAAAUCAGAAACUGAAAUGGAAGCUUUCCAAAGAAGAUGAGAGUCACAACAAAGACCGGAGCGCCCUCUGCAGUAAAAUAUCUGAGCAUGUUCUCUUCUGCUGAAGUCUGCAAUCAAAGGAAACGAUGCUGUUAUGAUUGCUUGCUGCUCUCGGAAAUGAAAGGGCCAUAGUACACAGGACUGAGAAGGCAUCCAGUCUUCCCGCUUUGGUGCGUGGUGCCCAGGGAAACAAGGCGAGGGAAGCAGCGCAACCAUCCCCUCCCUCCCCCGCCACCUCCCAGGAGGCCUGGUUCUCAUUCUCAAGCUUCCUUUUGCUCAAAGAAAGCAACUCGCAUUUGUAAAUGACAGUUUGGGGUUUUUUUACUAUGUCUGUAACUUUUUCUAAGUAAACACAGCAGGUAACGGUAUCUUAAUGUGUGUUCUAUGUGAUGAUUUUGUAAAGAGUUGCUAAUGAAUUUUUAUUUCAAAAUAUAAAUUCUAAUAAAAUUA
Myotis daubentonii (Daubenton's bat) is the source of this 2876-nucleotide messenger RNA. It is a transcript of the gene CASP3, whose product is annotated as caspase 3. Gene Ontology annotation, biological process: proteolysis; erythrocyte differentiation; positive regulation of neuron apoptotic process. Gene Ontology annotation, molecular function: cysteine-type endopeptidase activity. Gene Ontology annotation, cellular component: death-inducing signaling complex; cytoplasm. The record is from RefSeq and is a predicted model, not a curated record. NCBI's taxonomy places the organism in Eukaryota, Metazoa, Chordata, Mammalia, Chiroptera, Vespertilionidae.